AUGGGGAGCGGCGCCGCCGGGGGCGCGGCGGGCGGCGGGGGCGCGCGCGAGGGCGCGCGGGUGGCGGCUCUGUGCCUGCUGUGGUACGCGCUGAGCGCGGGCGGCAACGUGGUCAACAAGGUGAUCCUGAGCGCCUUCCCGUUCCCCGUGACCGUGUCGCUGUGCCACAUCCUGGCGCUGUGCGCGGGGCUCCCGCCGCUGCUGCGCGCCUGGCGCGUGCCGCCCGCGCCGCCCGAGUCGAGCCCCGCGCCCGGCCCGCAUCCGCAUCCGCCUCCCGGCCCGCUGCUGCCGCCGCGCUUCUACCCGCGCUAUGUGCUGCCGCUCGCCUUCGGCAAGUACUUCGCGUCGGUGUCGGCGCACGUCAGCAUCUGGAAGGUGCCAGUGUCCUACGCGCACACCGUCAAGGCCACCAUGCCCAUCUGGGUGGUCCUCCUGUCCCGGAUCAUCAUGAAGGAAAAGCAGAGCACCAAGGUGUACCUGUCGCUCAUCCCCAUCAUCAGCGGCGUCCUGCUGGCCACCGUCACCGAGCUGUCCUUCGACGUGUGGGGGCUGGUCAGCGCCCUGGCGGCUACGCUGUGCUUCUCGCUGCAGAACAUCUUCUCCAAGAAGGUGCUGAGAGACUCCCGCAUCCACCAUCUCCGGCUGCUCAACAUCCUGGGGUGCCACGCUGUCUUCUUCAUGAUCCCCACGUGGGUGCUGGUGGACCUCUCAGCGUUCCUUGUCAGCAGCGACCUGACCUCCGUGUCCCAGUGGCCCUGGACGCUCCUGCUCCUGGCUGUCAGUGGCUUCUGCAACUUCGCGCAGAAUGUCAUCGCCUUCACCAUCCUCAACCUCAUCAGCCCACUCAGCUACUCAGUCGCCAACGCCACCAAGAGGAUCAUGGUCAUCACCGUGUCCCUGGUCAUGCUGCGCAACCCGGUCACCAGCACCAACGUGCUGGGCAUGCUGACUGCCAUCUUAGGUGUCUUCCUGUACAACAAGACUAAGUACGACGCAAACCAGCAGGCCAGGAAGCACCUGCUACCUGUGUCCGAGGCAGACCUGGGUGGCAGGGAGCGGCCCCACAACGGCGUCCUCUGCCCUCCGCACGGGGACCUGCAGUAUGGCCGAGGCAGCGUCCUCAUGGAUCACUUUCAGUACAGCCGGCCCGGCCAGCCUCACUCCUACGCCUUGAACCGCUAUGACGUGUAGCGCCCAGGGACUGGGCAGCCGGCCCGUGCCCCAGCGGAAUCAGACACUCCUGACUCCAGCGGUGGCCAAGGGGCGGGGUGUGGCGUGCCUACAGGGGCCGGGACAGGGUCCUCACCCGAGUGGAAGUCCCUUCCCUGCACUGCUCCAGCUUCUUGCCAUGGCGGGCAGCACUCGGGACAGGGGAGGCUGGCUCAAUAUGGAUGCUGGCUGCCUGGGACGGCUGAGGGGGCCCAGCAGGGGCAGACUGCAGUGCAGCUGGGGUAACAGACAGGCUGCUCCGGUUCCACACUCACAGUCAGAGCCACAGGAGCAGCAGGUGGAGAUGGGGCCUCGGCUCUGGCUGACGAGACCAGGGUUUGCGGGGAGCCUGGAUGGAGAGUGGGUGUGGCCAGGGACAGGGCGGGAGGCGCGGUCCUGGUUCAGCCUUCUCACCCUUUGCGGAGCAGGCCAUUCCCGGGCCAGCACAUCUCCCUCCAGGCCGACUGUGUGUUGUCUCCGGGUGAGGACCUGCAGGCCACGCAGCGGGGCCACUCAGUCCCUGGCGGAUCCUGAGAGGGGCCUGCAGUCGUGUGGAUGUCCACCUCUGCCUGCACCAGGAGAGCAGGCCUGGCUCUUGGAUUGGAAACUGCUUUGUUUCUGAACGGUGAGAAAGCCCCUCCAGGCGAGGCCCCCGAGGACAUGGGACGGGCAGGGAGCAGCGGCCUUGAGGUCGCUUCUGGGCGCGGCUGAGGAGAGCCCAGAGCAGGAUCAUCGGCAAGCCCGGCUCCCCCUCGCCGAUUCUGUGCUGUGUGCCAUGUCACGCCUGAUCGCAUCCUGCUCCGACGAAGGGGGCACCGCGCCGAGGCCCCGCGCGUCCCAGCUGCCAGGAGGCUGAGGCGGCCGUCACCUAGGCACGGUCAAGGACCCCACCUCCAGACUCACCCAGAGAGCUGCAGGACCUCGCCUGGCAUGCACCGGCCGGGUGGAGGCGCAUCCUUCCUGGCACCACGAAGGGGCUGGCCCUGUGCGGGGGCCCUGGCUUGGCUGUGUCCUUCCCUUGGCCAUGUGGGACAGUGCUUCUGGCAAGUGUGGUGGUUUCCGGUGAGACGUGUGGCUGACAGUCGGCUCCUGCGUUUCGUGCAGUUUUCUUGCUUCUGGUGAUCGGGCCUUUUGGACUUCAGAAGUCUUAUCAGCUCAUGCACGGACUGCUCUCCUGCUUGUCCAGAGCAGCCGUGUCUCUGGCUGCAGUCUGUGUGCUUUAGAAAUAGUUUGGCCUGUGCUUCAGAGACAACUGCUGUGCAAAAUGGGAAGCAGCAAGGUGGAUGAGCGGUUUACAGGAAGAUCCAGCUGAAGCCGGGUACGGUGGCCCAGCCUGUCAUCCCAGCCCUGGGGCUGAGGCAGGAGGAUCCACGUGAGGCCAGCUGGGGCCACAUAGUGAGUUUAAGCAAGUCUGAACUACAUAGUGAGACUCUGUCUCAAAAAACCAAAAAAAAACCACCAGAGGACCUCAAAAGCCUGCACCAGGGCUGUGGUUUUCUCCCCCAAAAAAACCACCAGAGGACCUCAAAAGCCUGCACCAGGGCUGUGGUUUUCUCCCCAGGAGUCCACCCCACUGGGCCCCUGAGCUGCUGACGUCGCUGAAAUUUGUGUAUUAAUGUAUUUUUUCCUUUUCCAACGAGAGAUUUGCUGCUGCAGAGAAAGUAUGGUUUUAUCAUGGUUUUAAAGCAAUGAACGGGUAUGAAUUCUGUACAUGAGCCCACAGCAAGUGCGUGCACUGGAUGGCGCGACAGUGGCCAGACCCAGCGAGCAUCCGAUGAAGGCACCGCGUGGGAGACAGGCGGUGCCUGUGCCUGCUAGGGUCUGAGAGCUGAUUCACUCCCUGUGCACCGGGGGAGUGGUCCAGCUGGGACCCCACUCCCUGGCAUUUCCUGCAGCAGGGGUAAGCUGAGGCUCGGGCGUUUCUAAGGUGUCCAUUCCCAGCCUUUAAGCACCUUAUCUGCAGUCGCUCGUGCAGCCUUCAGCGUCCACGUUGGUGGGGACACUCCCUCAGUUGUCACCUGUCUGCAGACCCAGGUGCACAGUUCUAGGAGAGUGUGCGUUUGCAGACGGUGUCCACCGCAAUAAGCGCCCCCACCAGGCAGCGUGCUGGUCCUGGCGACCCAUGCAAGGCACAAGCCGCACGCCAUACCUGCCUGUGCUCGACCUGGCUAUGCCACGGCCCUUUGUUCUCUUCUGGGCCAAAUCUUAGGAUCGACUGACUUGUGAAUUAAUGAAUUGAUGGAAUAAAAAUGGAAUCAUGAGCAA
This is a messenger RNA of Heterocephalus glaber (naked mole-rat), 3474 nucleotides long. It is a transcript of the gene Slc35e1, whose product is annotated as solute carrier family 35 member E1. The record is from RefSeq and is a predicted model, not a curated record. Lineage: Eukaryota; Metazoa; Chordata; Mammalia; Rodentia; Bathyergidae.